AAUUCAGUUCAUACGGCAGAGCUGAUCUGGAAUAUCUACAACGAUGUCUCCCAAGUUUCUCCUCUAUUUGACAGUCGUGGCGGCCUUAGUGAUUUUCCGUAGUCCCGCGACAGAGGGAACGGUAUUCCUGUCAUUAUGCCUCUUGAGAUCCCCUCUGUGUCCAUUUUUUACCACUACUCCACGGUGCCGUACGGGGAUGGUUUGGAAGCCAGCGUUAAACAUAUGUGCAGCACCUUGAAGAACAUCACGUCAACAUAAUUCGUUAGCGAAUUAUAAUCUAGUUGAAGUCGUCAAUAAAAAUAUAAAAAGUAAUUUCAUCAAGAUU
Drosophila navojoa is the source of this 325-nucleotide messenger RNA. RefSeq lists its product as uncharacterized. NCBI's taxonomy places the organism in Eukaryota, Metazoa, Arthropoda, Insecta, Diptera, Drosophilidae. The record is from RefSeq and is a predicted model, not a curated record.